AUGGUAAAGCAAAAGUCUUCGUUGGCAAAAUAUGUCCAUGCCAUCAAGAAUUCGCCCCGGGAUAUUUUCAAUCGGCGGCUCUUCCUAACAGGGUUUGCGUUUGCCCUUGGAGGAUGUGCAAAAGGAUGGGAUGAAGGAUCUGCUGCUGCGAUCACACAGCUUGAAUCUUUCCAUAAAUCCUACCAUCUCGACAAUAGUUCCAUAUCAAAUAUCGUAUCUCUCGUCAACCUAGGUGCUGGAGUUGGAGCUCUCCUUUCGUUCUUACUCAACGAUCGCAUUGGCCGAAAGAUGUCGCUUCGAGUAUAUUCGGUCAUCUACAUUAUCGGCUCUCUCAUCUCUUGUUUCUCGUCGGGCAAUGCCGGUGCACUCUACGUUGGUCGAAUUGUUGCCGGCCUAGGAAUCGGGGCAUUAUCUGUUGUCUGUCCAAUGGCAAUAUCCGAAAUUGCUCCCCCUGCCGUGAGAGGUUUGAUGACGUUGUGGUUCAAUAUCUGCAUGUUAUCUGGCCAAGCCUUGGGCGUCUUUAUUGUUUACGGCUGCUCUCUUCACGUCGCACCCACGAAGGCUCUGCAGUAUCAAGUUCCUUGGUUUGCUCAGACCUUCGCGCCAGCAUUGAGCAUUAUGCUUUCUUUCUUCACUGUGGAGUCUCCUAGGUGGCUUCUCCUUGAUCAUGAGCAUGACAAAUCUCUUACUGCGUUGGUCCAGCUUCGUGGAUUGCCAGCAGAUGCAGACUUUGUAACCACCGAGUUCCAUAGCAUGGCAUCUCAUAUCGAAGAUCGAGACGCCGGGCUCGGCAAUACCAGUUCCCUGCAGAUUGUUAAGGAGACCUUCCUGGUAAAGUCCAAUCUACGCCGGGUGCAAUUGACGAUCAUCAUUUACAUUCUCGCGCAAAUGUCCGGGGCCAACGCAAUCACCAACUACUUACCCACCAUUUUCGGAAUGAUUGGGGUUACCAGCUCGGAUGUCAAGGUCUACUCGACGGGGCUGUAUACAAUCACGAAACUGGUAUGCUGCGUGGCCGCAUCGCUGUUUUUCAUCGACCUUGUUGGCCGCCGAAAGUCUCUCAUGAUAGGCAUCUCGGUUCAAAUCGUCUGCCACUCGUACCUUGCCGGGUAUCUCAAAAUUUAUCAAACUCACAAGGCGUAUAUGGGUAAAGAAUCUACUGAUGCAGCUUUGGCAUUUAUUUACAUCCAUGCAUUUGGAUGGGCGAUCGGCCUGUACAGUUUGCCUUAUCUGUUUGGUGCUGAGCUCUGGCCUAAUAAGAUCCGAUCAUUUGGAGGAGCAUUGUCUCAAUGCUUUCACUGGCUCUUUUACUUUGCUAUCACCAAAGCCGCUCCUUCUAUGCUGACGAGUCUCCAUCAGUGGGGAGCAUUCGUUCUUUUUAUCGGGUUUUGUGUAGUGGCUUUACUCUACACUUACUUCAUGGUACCAGAAACAUCAGGCAUGAGUCUGGAGGAGAUCAACCGAAUCUUCGAACGCCCGAUAGUUCUGCUAGCGCGGCCACUGGAACCUUCGAACAGUUACGAGGUAGAACGAGCCGGUGAAAAUCAACCGAGCGAUCCGAAGGCAAAUGAGAAGUGGAUCGAGAAGGCGUGA
Molecule: messenger RNA, 1593 nt
Organism: Penicillium cataractarum
Lineage: Eukaryota; Fungi; Ascomycota; Eurotiomycetes; Eurotiales; Aspergillaceae
Product: general substrate transporter
Exons: 3
Coding region: 1-1593 (530 amino acids)
Biological process (GO): transmembrane transport; carbohydrate transport
Cellular component (GO): membrane
Molecular function (GO): carbohydrate:proton symporter activity
Source: RefSeq, a predicted model, not a curated record